GUACGUGUGAGCGGGGAUGUGCCACAUGCUUUGCUUUUCUGAACUGCCUGGUCUGCCCACAGAAUAAAUCCUGUUCACUCUGAGCAGGACUCUGUGUGCUGGGUGCUCCUGACGGAGAGUUAGAAAAGCUUCAUUGCACAACUGCCUCUCUUGUGUUUCUCCCGAAGAUUUCAUUCAGAAAUGUAUUUGUUUACUGAAGGAAUGGGCAGAUAGUAACAAACCCAUCCUCUUCUUCCUCAAAGAUAACCUGUGGAUACUGAAGAAUGGAAAUAGUCGAUGCAAGCUUCCUCGGGAACGGUACCAAUAUUACUGCUUUUCUGUGUGAUAUCAUAUUGGAAAAUGACACUUUCUUCUGUGUGAAUGAUCCACCUUAUCCUUCUAAAGAUCUGCAUCAGAUUAUUCGGAUUCUGCUGUAUUGUUUGAUAUUUCUGCUCAGUGUUUUGGGGAACAUUCUGGUAAUUACAGUACUGAUUAGAAACAAGCGGAUGAGAACAGUCACCAACACUUUUCUGCUGUCACUAGCAGUCAGCGACCUGAUGCUCUGCCUUUUCUGCAUGCCAUUCACCCUCAUUCCCAACCUGCUGAAAGAUUUUAUUUUUGGUAGCGCUGUUUGCAAAACUGCCACUUAUUUCAUGGGUAUCUCUGUAAGUGUAUCUACAUUCAACCUCGUUGCUAUAUCUUUGGAGAGAUACAGUGCCAUUUGCAAACCGCUGCAGUCCAGGGUCUGGCAGACAAAAUCUCAUGCCUUGAAAGUGAUUGCUGCUACCUGGUGUGUUUCCUUCAUUAUCAUGUCACCAUACCCAAUUUACAGCAAACUGGUGCCUUUUACCAAGUAUAACAACACCACAGCAAAUAUGUGUCGGCUCCUUUGGCCAAGUGAUGUCAUUCAGCAGUCUUGGUACAUUUUCCUGCUACUCAUACUCUUUCUUAUACCUGGGAUUAUAAUGAUGAUUGCAUAUGGCCUGAUUUCCUUGGAACUCUACAGAGGAAUAAAAUUUGAUGCCAGCCAGAGAAAAUCUUCACGAGAAAGAAAAAUAAGUACCUGCAGUACCAAAUACGAGGAUGGAGAUGGAUGCUACCUCAACAAAACCAAAAGAAAAAGGAAAAUGCCAUUGCAACAGCUCUCCGUAACUAGCCAUACCAAAAUAGACAGGGUGAGAAGCAGCAGCUCUUCCGCCAACUUAAUGGCCAAGAAACUUGUCAUCCGCAUGUUGAUGGUGAUAGUGAUUUUGUUUUUCCUUUGCUGGACUCCCAUCUUCAGCGUCAAUGCCUGGCGUGCGUUUGACACCGCUUCGGCAGACCAGCGUCUCUCGGGAGCUCCCAUCUCCUUCAUCCACUUGUUGUCCUACACUUCUGCCUGCGUCAACCCCAUCAUAUACUGCUUCAUGAACAAGCGUUUCCGCAUGGGUUUUCUAGACACUUUCACCUGCUGUGCCAAGCAAAAGCCCCCUGCAAUACGGGGAGAGGUUGGUGAGGAAGAGGAGGGGAAGACCACAGGGGCUUCACUCUCCAAAUGCUCUUACAUGCACAUGAAUGCAUCCGCACCCCCCUGAGCUGCGUCACAAGAAGCUGCCCAUGGCCUACAGACAUUCAAGUGUUUAUCACCUGGUCUUGGAAAGUGACUGUGGCAUCAGACGAACAUGAUUUAGUUCUGAGGUAAUGAAACACUUCAGCGACAGUAAAAGCAGGGAGAAUUUAAUGGGAAAUGGAUGCUAUCACUGUCUGAGCUUUAUGUCACCUUCCUUUCAAAAGUACAGAGGAAGAGGGCUCUCUGAAGAUAAGGGGCUUUAUAAAAAGCCUUAGAAGAUGCUCUAUUUGUCACAAAUUCUCCUGUAAAAAUUGGUGUUCUUUACAUCAACAGUUUCCCUCAGUUUUCAACUGCAGUUCUCUUAAAAUUUUCAAGACGCUAAUACAGUCUCCUCAAAUGUGAUUACAUGUAUGGCAGUCUUCACUUCAAUAUCUAUGCCUCAGAAUCAAAGUCUUUCUGUUACAUUCAUAGUAUUUUUUCACAUUAUUUUAACUGAGCUAAUACAUAUUGAGUUCAUUUUGGUGUCAUGGUCAAUUAAAAGCAGAAUUUUGGGGAGGGGAUAUUUGGUUUGUCCAUGUGAAAAUAACACUUUUAAGUAAAAUAUUUUUUUUUAAAUAAAAUGAAAAUAAA
Messenger RNA from Columba livia (rock pigeon), 2158 nucleotides. It is a transcript of the gene CCKAR, whose product is annotated as cholecystokinin A receptor. Gene Ontology annotation, biological process: neuropeptide signaling pathway. The record is from RefSeq and is a predicted model, not a curated record. Gene Ontology annotation, molecular function: neuropeptide receptor activity; cholecystokinin receptor activity. Gene Ontology annotation, cellular component: plasma membrane. NCBI's taxonomy places the organism in Eukaryota, Metazoa, Chordata, Aves, Columbiformes, Columbidae. The coding region runs from base 264 to 1553 and encodes 429 amino acids. The transcript is spliced from 5 exons.